Messenger RNA from Penicillium canariense, 3567 nucleotides. Its product is annotated as CHAT domain-containing tetratricopeptide repeat protein. The transcript has a single exon. Gene Ontology annotation, molecular function: protein binding. NCBI's taxonomy places the organism in Eukaryota, Fungi, Ascomycota, Eurotiomycetes, Eurotiales, Aspergillaceae. The coding region runs from base 1 to 3567 and encodes 1188 amino acids. The record is from RefSeq and is a predicted model, not a curated record.
AUGGAUGAUUGCCAGGAAAAUGUCCGCCUUGCUCAAACAGCCCUCGACGCUACCGCAAAACACCACCCCGACCUGGCGUUACGGUUAAACGGCCUAGCGAAUACCCUCGCCGCUCGAUAUGAUCGAACUGGAAACUUGAGCGAUUUGCAUGAAGCAGUCCGGCUCGCACGAACAGCCGUCGAGGCUACCCUAGCUGACGACCCCGAUCUGCCACACUGGAUGAAUGAACUCGGGGUGUACCUGUUAACUCGAAAUCUGCGUACCGGCGACUUGGGUGAUUUACAGGACGCGGUGAACCUUAUCCGAAGAUCUGUGGAUGCUACCCCGAAAGACGACGUCUAUUUAGCAUUACGGUCAAAUAAUCUAGCAAACGCCCUCUCAACCCAAUAUGACCGAACUGGAAACUUGGAGGAUUUGCAAGAAGCAAUUCGGCUAGCACAAACGGCUAUCGAUAUUACCCCAGAAGAUGAUCCUGAUCUAGCACACUGGUUGAAUGAACUAGGGAUGUACUUAAGAGCCCGAUAUGAUCGAACUACAAACUUGGAUGAUUUGCAGGAGGCUAUCCGUCUUGUCCGCAAGUCGGUCGACUCUACCCAAAACGACGACCCUAGUCUGCCAAAUCGACUACGUAAUCUGGCGAGCAACCUCUCAGCCCGAUACGGUCGAACCGGAGAUAUAAAGGAUUUAAACAAGGCAAUCCGGCUGACCGAAAUAGCCGUCGACGCUACUCCAGAAGAUCACACCGAUCUGCCGUCCCUGUUGAACAAUCUCGCGAACAAUAUCUCAAGCCGAUACGAUCGCACUGGAAACUUGGAGGAUUUACAUGAGGCAAUCCGGCUAGCCAAGACAGCCGUCGACGCUACCCCAAACGAUCACCCCGAUCUAGCCACCUGGUUGAGUACUCUAGCGAUUCAUCUCUCAACCCGAUACGAAGGAUUAGGAGAUUCAGACGAUUUGCAGCAGGCAAUCCUGGUGGCCCAAAGAGCUAUUGAUACGACCCAGGAAGACCACCCCGAUCUGGCUUUCCGGAUGAGCAAUCUCGCGAACAUCCUCUCAAUCGGUUACGAGCAAACUGGGAACAUGGAUGAUUUGCAAGAAGCAAUCCGCCUUGUCCAAAAAUCCAUCGACAUUACCCCAAAAGACCACCCUAAUUUAGCAAGCCGAGUUAAUAAUCUGGGCAUCUAUCUAUCAACCCGAUAUGAUCGAACAGGAGACUUGGAGGAUUUACAGCAGGCAAUUCGCUUAGCUAAAAGUGCCACCUCUGCUACUCCAUACGACUACGAGCACCCUGAUGUGGCACUUUUCUCAAUCAAUCUGGCUAGCAACCUCUCAACCCGGUAUGACCGAACUGGAAAUUUGGAGGAUUUGCAAGAAGCAAUUCGGCUAGCAAAAAUAGCCAUCGACGCUAUCCCAGAUAACCAUCCUGACCUGGGACACUGGCUAAAUAGUCUAUCUGUCUUUCUCUCAAGCCGGUAUCAUCGAACUGGAGACUUCGAAGAUUUACAGGAGGCAGUCCGGCUGGCUGAAACAGCCGUCACCGCUACCCCAGAAAACCACCCUGAUCUACCCAAUCGGUUACUGAACCUGGCUAGCAACCUCUCGACCCGAUUUGAUCGAUCUGGAACCUCGGACUUGGAUGAUAUACAGCAGGCGAUCCGCCUUACCCGAAGAGCCAUCGACAGUACACCAGAAGACCACACCGAUUUACCACAUUGGUUGAACAAUCUUGCUAUUUACAUCUCAAAACGAUAUAAUCGGACUGGAAAUUUGGCCGAUUUACAGGAGGCAAUCUCAGUUGCUCAAAAGGCCGUCGACAACACCCCAGAAGAACAUCCCGAUCUCGCACCCUGGUUGAAUAAUCUAGCGAUCUACCUUUCAAUCCGAUAUGAACAUACACAUCAGCAGAAUGAUAAGGCCGCGGCUUUGAAGCACUUCUCACAAGCCCUCGAUAACUUCCAUGCGGCUCCACGCCACCGCAUCGAAGCUGCCCGUCGAGCGAUCGACCUUCUUGUUCCGGAUGGCGAUUUUGAUAGAGCUCAAUUGCUGGCCGGAAGAGCAUUAGAUCUCCUGCCUCUCGUAUGCAGCCGCUACCUCGCCCGAGAGGACCAGCAGUAUGCCAUUCAGCAAACGUCGGGCCUAGCUGCCGAAGCAUCCUCUCUACUCCUUCGGACAAACAAUGAUCCAGCUCGAGCUCUAGAGUAUCUGGAGCACGGCCGGGGACUCAUUAUUGGAUACCUCAUUGACAGUAGAGGUGAUAUCUCAGAUCUGUCCACUAAGCAUCCCAAAGAAGCGGAUGAAUUUGAUCGGCUUCGUCAAAAGGCUUUUAUGCCUAUUCGCCAAGAAGACCCCCUUGAGACUCGCCGACAUUUGUUAGAUGACCGUGAAGAAGUCGUAGCACGCUUAGAAGACUGCCUAGCGGAUAUCCGGAGACUAGAGGGAUUUGAUCGAUUCCUUCUUCCCCCUUCUUCUAAAGCCUUACAAGCAAACACCACCGACGGGCCGAUUGUGGUUGUGAACGUCACAUCUAUCAGCAGCGAUGCCUUGAUUGUUCGUCCUUCUGGAAUCACGCACAUUCCAUUACCUGACUUUGGGGUAUCGAAGGCUAACCAAUAUCGAUCCUGGGGACUGACCCGCAGCCCAUCGAGAUUGAUUGAGCUGAAAGAGACAGGAGGGCGGGAUACCUUCCAACAGCUUCUACGUGAUUUGUGGUCUGACUGUGUUCGUUUGGUGCUAGAGGAGCUAGGGUUUCUCUAUCCGGAAAGCGACAGUGCACUUCCUCGCAUUUGGUGGAUUGGCACAGGCCUUGCUGCCUCCCUUCCCUUCCAUGCGGCGGGCGAUCAUUCGCCAGGCUCACUUGAGAAUUCUCUAAGUUGCGUCCUUUCCUCAUAUACACCAUCAAUCAAAAUGUUACAGUUUGCAAGGGAAAAGACACGCGUGACACUCGGCGCACAGUCGGUGUUGCUGGUUACAAUGCCGAAUACCCCUGGUGAAGAUGAUCUCCCUGGCGUAAUGGCAGAGAGUCAAGCAAUCCAAGAAGCAGUCACUAUACCUCAUACGGUGAAAGCAUUGAUUCAGCCUAGCGCGGAGACCGUUCUCCAGGGACUCCAAGAUUGCAGUAUUGCGCAUUUUGCGUGUCACGGAUCGUCAGAUAUGCGUGAUCCGUCGAACAGUUUUCUGGCUCUUCAAGGGCAGUCCGAUUUGGUUGCCGACCCUCUUACAGUCAAGAGAAUCUCCGAGUCCCAUAUGAAGCAAGCCUGGCUUGCAUACCUUUCUGCCUGCUCCACAGCGGAGAACCAAAUAUCUGAAUUGGCAGAUGAAGCCCUCCAUCUUGCGAGCGGUUUUCAGGUCGCUGGCUUUGCACACACAGUUGGCUCAAUGUGGUCAUCGAAUGACGAAAUUUGUGCGCAAGUAGCCGCCAUUUUCUAUCGUGAGCUCAUCACCGAGAGUGGGUUGGCAGAAGGUAACCUUGCUGUCGCGACGGCGUUGCAUACGGCUGUGAUGACCGUCCGCGAACAAAAUUUGGGAAGGCCAUACCUGUGGGCCCAAUACGUUCACUUUGGUGCCUAA